CAAAUUAAUUUUUAAAUAAAUCAGAACAGAUAGAAUGCCACUAUGCAAUUGAAAAAGAACAAAAAACGAAUGAAAAGCAGACGCAUUACUAAUAUUCCCACCAAGAAAUCAAUUAUGACCAAUCUUUGACAAAACAACAAUUCUUGGUUUGAUAUUUAUAAAAGGGUAGUCUAACCCCAUUAUACAUCAUCUUGAGGCCUAACAAAACACUCCAAGCAGCAAAAAUAACAUUUUCUUGUUCAUCUCUAAGUUCUUUUUAGCUAUGGGAUCGACAGCAAAUAUCCAGUUAGCAACACAAUCGGAAGACGAAGAGCGUAAUUGCACGUACGCCAUGCAACUACUCUCAUCGUCAGUGCUUCCCUUCGUUUUGCACUCAACUAUCCAAUUGGAUGUUUUUGACAUACUCGCAAAAGAUAAAGCCGCCACUAAACUAUCUGCUUUAGAAAUUGUGUCUCACAUGCCUAACUGUAAGAACCCUGAUGCCGCUACCAUGCUAGACCGGAUGCUUUAUGUCCUAGCUAGUUAUUCUUUACUCGAUUGCUCGGUUGUUGAAGAGGGAAAUGGGGUGACCGAAAGGCGCUAUGGUCUGUCACGAGUGGGGAAAUUUUUUGUACGUGAUGAAGAUGGUGCAUCCAUGGGACCAUUGUUGGCUUUGCUUCAAGAUAAAGUAUUCAUUAACAGCUGGUUUGAACUAAAAGAUGCAGUACUUGAAGGUGGAGUUCCAUUUGACAGGGUGCAUGGUGUACAUGCAUUUGAAUAUCCAAAAUUGGACCCAAAGUUCAAUGAUGUUUUCAACCAGGCAAUGAUAAACCACACAACUGUUGUCAUGAAAAGAAUACUUGAAAAUUACAAAGGUUUUGAGAAUCUCAAAACUUUGGUUGAUGUUGGAGGUGGUCUUGGUGUUAAUCUCAAGAUGAUUACAUCUAAAUACCCCACAAUUAAGGGCACUAAUUUUGAUUUGCCUCAUGUUGUUCAACAUGCACCUUCCUAUCCUGGGGUGGAUCAUGUUGGGGGAGAUAUGUUUGAAAGUGUUCCACAAGGAGAUGCUAUUUUUAUGAAGUGGAUCCUUCAUGACUGGAGUGAUGGUCACUGCCUCAAAUUGCUGAAGAACUGUCAUAAGGCUCUACCGGACAACGGAAAGGUGAUUGUUGUGGAGGCCAAUCUACCAGUGAAACCUGAUACUGAUACCACAGUGGUUGGAGUUUCACAAUGUGAUUUGAUCAUGAUGGCUCAGAAUCCCGGAGGUAAAGAGCGUUCUGAACAGGAGUUUCGGGCAUUGGCAAGUGAAGCUGGAUUCAAAGGUGUUAACCUAAUAUGUUGUGUCUGUAAUUUUUGGGUCAUGGAAUUUUACAAGUAGAUUUCCACAACCUACUUCGCUCUUAUGAUUAUGUAUUUUCGUGGCACUCUGGGACUGGAAUUUAUAAACUAGCCCAGCUUGAAUGUUUGACGUUGAUUCCUA
Molecule: messenger RNA, 1459 nt
Organism: Solanum lycopersicum (tomato)
Lineage: Eukaryota; Viridiplantae; Streptophyta; Magnoliopsida; Solanales; Solanaceae
Gene: CTOMT1
Product: catechol-O-methyltransferase 1
Biological process (GO): methylation
Molecular function (GO): O-methyltransferase activity; protein dimerization activity; S-adenosylmethionine-dependent methyltransferase activity
Source: RefSeq, marked validated